Messenger RNA from Cyprinodon variegatus (sheepshead minnow), 2191 nucleotides. RefSeq names its product potassium voltage-gated channel, modifier subfamily S, member 3 (gene kcns3a). The transcript is spliced from 2 exons. The coding region runs from base 154 to 1629 and encodes 491 amino acids. Gene Ontology annotation, biological process: protein homooligomerization; potassium ion transmembrane transport. NCBI's taxonomy places the organism in Eukaryota, Metazoa, Chordata, Actinopteri, Cyprinodontiformes, Cyprinodontidae. The record is from RefSeq and is a predicted model, not a curated record. Gene Ontology annotation, cellular component: membrane; voltage-gated potassium channel complex. Gene Ontology annotation, molecular function: protein binding; voltage-gated potassium channel activity.
UGAGGCUGCGGCAGCGCACUGCCUGGCUGCUUUUCCUCAUGUUGCCUCUCUCACCCCACCUCAUCUUAGAAGGAGCAUUUAUGCAGAACAUGGAAACAAAACCAUCUGCAUGAAAGUUAUUUUCAUGGAAAGAAAAGCUCAAACUACAGGAACAUGGGGUAUGGCCAAAUCCUCCACCGACAUGGAAAAGAGGAGGACCAGGUCAACCUCAAUGUGGGAGGGGUACGCCACAAAGUGGACCCAGAGAUGUUAUUCCGCUUCCCUCAGACACGCUUGGCUCGUCUGCUGCACUGUCAAAGUGAGGCAGCCAUCUUGGAGCUAUGCGACGACUACAACCCAACUGAGAAGGAGUACUAUUUCGACAGGAACCCUCGGGUUUUCCUCUGCGUGCUCAACUUCUAUCACACAGGCCGCAUCCACAUGAUGGAGGAGCUCUGCAUUUUUUCUUUCUGUCAGGAAAUUGAGUACUGGGGCAUCCAUGAGGCACAUCUUAGCCCCUGCUGCAACACCUGGUACCAUGAGAAAAAGGAAUACAUCGAGGAUAAAGAUUGGGACAUCCGGAGUGAGGAGCAAGAGCCGAGCUUCGAUUCCUCCUUUGAGGAGCUCUCUGCUCUUGAUAAGGACCUGGCUAAGUUCAAAGGGGCAUGGUGUGGAGAAGUAAGGAGCUACAUCUGGCUCAGGCUAGAGGAUCCUGCUCACUCUAGAGCUUCAAAAAUUAUCGCUAUUGCUUCCCUCUGUGUGGUGUUGACCUCUAUCAUUGCCAUGUGCGUUCACAGCAUGCCCGAGUUUCAGCAAGUGGACGACAAUGAACGACCCAUUGAGGACCCUGUCCUCACCACCCUGGAGGGGAUAUGCAUUGCCUGUUUCUCUGUAGAAUUCACCAUUAGGUUUAUUGUUGCUCCAUCCAGGAGGAAGUUCCUCGGAAACCCUCUGAACAUCAUUGAUGUUGCUUCUAUUUUGCCGUUUUAUGUCACACUAGCUCUCGAGAAAUCUGACGAGGAAAGCUUGGAGGAGAGUGAAGACUUGGAAAACGUAGGGCGGGUGGUGCAGGUUCUACGGCUCAUGAGGGUUCUUAGAAUACUUAAGCUUGCCCGCCACUCCGUCGGACUGCGAGCUCUAGGUGCUACCGUCCGCCACAGCUACCAAGAGGUGGGUCUGUUGAUUCUCUUUCUCUCAGUAGGAAUGUCUGUGUUUUCCGCUCUCAUCUACUUUGCUGAGAAGGACGAGAAGCACACAGAUUUGGGAACAAUCCCUUCAGGUUGGUGGUGGGCCAUGAUCACAAUGACCACUGUGGGUUAUGGUGACACAUGCCCAGUGACGGCGGCAGGGAAAGUAGUGGCCACCUUAUGCAUAAUCUGUGGCCUGUUAGUGGUGGCUCUGCCCAUAUCUGUGAUCUUUAAUAAGUUCUCAAAGUACUACCAAAGAAACAAAGCCAUGGAUGUAAGGUGCAUUACCAAGCCUGAAAGACAAGACCCAGAGCUCCCCUAUUAUAACAUCAAAGAGCUGUUCACAGGUAGCGUGUAUCCCUUUAUAGGAAGCCUUGCCUUUAGGAACAGUGUGAGCAGCAGAGGGGACGACACUGAUGCCUCCAGCCUCCAGGACAUUGAGGUGAACCAUAAUGACACUUGAGAAAAUGGGCCAGCAAAAUGAGAUUCCAGCCAUUUCACAGAGUAUCACUCUCUAUGACAGCCAGUCACUCCGUGCCUCUGGGGGCAGCGCGUACUAUCACUUACCUUGCCUUCCCGUACCGUCUUCCUUCCUCCUGUGGUUUGACAGAGAAAUAUGUUUAGACCCAGAAUUUUUUGUGUCUAUGUGUGUCUGUAAAAUAUAUUGUGUCAUAAAAACCAGAAAAUCCAAAGGGAAUUAUCUGCACCCUCCUCUGAGGUUUGAAAGCCCAUUUUCUGCUCGAGAAAACUGCAAUGAUGCAUGUAGGAGGCCAUAAUGUUAAUGUUUUUCAAAGUAAUGUCGUUUAUUGAUUUCCUCUGCUUGCUGAAAGUUCAGAUGGAGACUUUGCCAGAUGCGAGUGCCCGGAGUGACAGCAGUACAGUUUGCAGCUUGCAUGGCCCAAACCGAAAUGCAUUUUUCGAAAGCAAAACAUUAAAUGAUCACAUGAAAUAUGAAAUAAGCCUGGUUGAGAGAAAAUGCACAUCUCUUAGAACAAUGUGAAUGCAGAGGCUGAUUUUUGGCAGAA